CCAAAAAAUAUGACUCCUAUUAGACCGUUCUUGUUAAUGAAUGAAUGAAAAACAGAGAGCAUAAAAUCAGUCUCUUCUGGUUCUCGAAUACACAAAUGACUCCUAUGAGUCAGUGCUGUUGCCUACAAUUAAAUCGUACGACGAGUGAAUCGUGCUUUACUAUUAUAAAUCUCCAUUCCUCAUUCACUUCCAUUGUAUGACACAGAGCAGAGUGAACAUUCUGCAAAACAUCUCCUUUUCGAGAUCCACAAAAGAAUGGAAGAAUGAAACCACAUGUAGAUGAGUAAAUGGUGCCAGAAUUUCCUCAAUCAUAGCAAACUAAUGUUAAGUUCUUGGCUCAAUUGACUCAGAAUACAUGCAACUCCCUUCCUCGUGUUCCUGAAGGUUCUCAAUGGGGAGCCCAUUAUAAGACGCUCUAUUGAUUAUCACAGGCUCGAUCCAUUAUGAAUGAUUACUUGCCUUCAUGGUGAUUGUGCACCCUGGGAAUAAUGAACAAACGUGAGAAUGCAGUGUGGGCUUCUGUUGAUCUCACGCCUCUCGUACUCACACACACAUGCGCACACACACACACACACACCCACAUAUAAACCUUGAUUCUCCACCGCUGCAUCACCAAAGGGAGCUGCGCUCUCUCACGCACACGCUCCUCUCACAAUGUGAGAUGACAUCCGCAGAUCUCCCAUCAUGCCAAACGACACAGACGUGCCACUGUCGGCGUGUGCUCUGGGACGCGGCUCGCGCAUCUCUCUCACCACGGUCUACUGCUUCAUGUGCGUUCUGGGAACCCUCCUCAACCUCCUGGUUAUCUAUUUGGUGGUGACGUUCAAGAAGCUUCGCACAGCCAGUAAUGCGUUUAUCGUGAACGGCUGCGUGGCGGAUCUGCUGGUUUGUGCUUUCUGGAUGCCCCACGAAGCAGUGGCCACCUCCACUGGGACUUUUCUGGUGAUUGGCUACCAGGCGUUCAAAGAAGCGCUGCUGUUUCUGGGAAUCACCGUGUCGCUGCUCUCCCACUCGCUUAUUGCAGUCAACAGGUAUGUUUUGAUCACCAAAACCCCUGCGGUGUAUCAAAGCCUGUAUCAGAAGAGAAACACUGAAUGGAUGAUCGCAGGAUCGUGGUUGAUCUCCUUGGGCUCCUUGUUCCCGUGGAUCACGUCCUUUCGGUAUCCGCCCGAGAGGUGUCGGGACGCUGAAGAUGCUUCGUUCGCGAAGGGAACAUCGGUGUCUGUUUUGUCCAGUCGGUUUGCUGCCGGAACACUUGCGUUUACUAUCAUCGGACAGACUUUGGUCGUGGUGUACUGCUACUUUAAAAUCUUCCGCCGAGUGCAGAGAAGUGUGAAAAGAGUCAGUAUUUUGAAUUUCCAAAUCGUCAACAACCUUCCUUAUUCGUUCCCUAGAAAGGACAAGCGGCUCGGCUUUUACGUUCUCGCAGUGUGCUUUAUUUUUAUUCUUACGACCGAGCCGAUUUUUUGGGUUCUCGUCGUGGGAAUCUUUGCCCCGGUGUCCGUGGUGCUUUGGACGUCAACGUGGAUUGUGUUCUGCACUAUAUUCGUGUCCAAUCCCUUUCUGUACACUUGGAAGAACGAGGAGUUUCGGAAGUCCUUCAGGUCGGUGAUGAGAGGAGACUUCCUGCGGGGGUCCACGGUUGGAGUCGAGCCCAUCACCAUCAGUGCUAUUUCUCACAUCUUCCCCAGACAAAACAGCCGCAGGGCAUUUCUGGGUGAGAUGAACUGAGCUAGACCUGCAGAAGCUUACGACUAGUACUGUGGCCAAAAUUUCACUCGUGCUUCAACAAUCUGCUGGUGAUUUCUCAGUCACGAUGAGCUGUGU
This is a messenger RNA of Carassius carassius (crucian carp), 1827 nucleotides long. RefSeq names its product probable G-protein coupled receptor 88. NCBI's taxonomy places the organism in Eukaryota, Metazoa, Chordata, Actinopteri, Cypriniformes, Cyprinidae. Gene Ontology annotation, biological process: G protein-coupled receptor signaling pathway. Gene Ontology annotation, molecular function: G protein-coupled receptor activity. Gene Ontology annotation, cellular component: membrane. Bases 685 to 1731 code for a protein of 348 amino acids. The record is from RefSeq and is a predicted model, not a curated record. The transcript has 2 exons.